Molecule: messenger RNA, 5189 nt
Organism: Notechis scutatus (mainland tiger snake)
Lineage: Eukaryota; Metazoa; Chordata; Lepidosauria; Squamata; Elapidae
Source: RefSeq, a predicted model, not a curated record
GGCUGAGGGGAAGGCGGAGAGACCCGCGCGCGCUCGGCGGCGCCAUGGCGGAGCGAGGGGCGUCGGUGCUGGGCGGCCCUCGGGGCUCUGGGGCCGGCGCUUCGCUUCUCCAGCCGGCGCCUUGUGUCCCGCCGUCGGCUCCGCAGCCUUCGUCGGGGUCCCCGGCGCUGAGCGGGACGCCUCAUCUGCUGGCCCCGCCGUCUGUGCCUCCGCCGCUGCCGCAGCCCUCGUCGCCCCCGCAGCCCGCCCUGGCCGCCCCUGGCUCGGGGGCUUCGGGCCCCGGCGGUGGAGGGGCGCCCCCUCCUCAGGCCCCGCCGGGCUCGGCGGCCGGGGGUCGCCCGGUGCAGAUGAACCUCUACGCCACCUGGGAGGUGGACCGGAGCUCGCCCAGCUGCGUGCCCAGGCUGUUUAGUCUGACUUUGAAGAAACUCAUCAUGCUAAAAGAGAUGGAUAAGGAUCUCAGCUCGGUGGUGAUUGCGGUCAAGCUGCAGGGUUCCAAGCGGAUCCUGAGGUCCAACGAGAUCGUGCUGCCCGUCAGCGGCCUCGUGGAAACGGAACUGCAGCUGACGUUCUCGCUACAGUACCCUCACUUCCUGAAGCGCGACGCCAACAAACUGCAGAUCAUGUUGCAGAGAAGGAAGCGGUACAAAAACCGGACUUUCCUGGGUUACAAAACGUUGGCUGUGGGCUUGAUCAACAUGGCCGAGGUGAUGCAGCACCCAAGCGAGGGGGCCCUGGUGUUGGGACUCCACAGCAGCGCGAAAGACGUCUCCGUUCCCGUGGCCGAAAUCAAAAUCUACUCCCUGUCCAGCCAGCCCAUCGACCACGAAGGACUCAAGUCCAAAUUAUCAGAUCGAUCCCCUGACAUCGAUAACUACUCCGAGGAGGAAGAGGAGAGCUUCUCGUCCGAGCAAGAAGGAAGCGACGACCCCUUGCACGGGCAGGAUUUGUUCUACGAAGACGACGACCUUAGGAAGGUGAAAAAACCCAGGAGGAAACUGACCUCCACGUCGGCCAUCACUCGGGUGAGUCGCGUUGGACGUGGUAGCUGGAGCCCUUACGGUUUACAGGGUCCGCGUAUUUGGCCCCAACAAUCGGAGAUUCCUCGCAAGGUCGUUUACGACCAGUUGAAUCAUAUCCUCGUGUCGGAUGCUGCGCUGCCUGAAAACGUGAUCCUGGUGAAUGCCGUGGACUGGCAAGGCCAGUAUGUGGCUGAUCUCCUCCAGGAUCAGAAGAAACCCGUGGUUUGUACCUGCUCCACGGUUGAAGUGCAAGCCGUCCUCUCGGCUCUCCUCACCCGGAUCCAGAGAUACUGCAAUUGCAAUUCCUCCAUGCCACGCCCGGUGAAGGUGGUGUCCGUCGGGGGCCAAAGCUACCUGAGUGCCAUUUUGAGGUUUUUCGUGAAGCAGCUGGCCAACAAGACGUCGGACUGGCUCAACCACAUGAGAUUCCUCAUCAUUCCUCUAGGAUCUCACCCAGUCGCGAAAUACAUGGGCUCUGUGGACAGCCGAUACAGCAAUAUGUUUUUAGACACCUCUUGGCACGACCUCUUCAGUAAAACCGAACCACCUGCAAUAGAACCCCUGGAUGUGGUAGGCCGGAUCACCCAGUACGUGAACGGCGCCAACGUCACUCACCAGCUGCCCGUGGCCGAGGCCAUGCUGACCUGCAAACACAAAUUCCAAGAUGAGGACUCCUACCAGAAAUUCAUCCCUUUCAUUGGGAAAGCACCCAUCUCCCGCUGUCUCUUUUCCAGCCUGAGAAGUUACGGCGGCUCCUUUCUGAGUCUCUUUCUCUGCCCGUUAUACAGCUGUGGGCUAGGCUCUCUCUUAUCUGAUCCUUCCCUAGGCAGCAUCCUUUCCCCCCACCUCCCAAGGUCUCCCAGCAGCCCUUACAGUGAUGUGAUUGGCCUCCAGGUGGAUUACUGGCUGGCUCAUCCCACGGAGAAGAGGAAGGAAGGGGAGAAGAAAGACAGCAGCUCCAAGAAUACCUUGAAGAGCGUCUUCCGUUCGGUCCAAGUCUCGCGGCUUCCCAACAGCGGGGAGACCCAGCCCUCGGGGACCAUGGCUAUGACGGUCGUCACUAAGGAGAAGAACAAGAAGGUCCCCACCAUUUUCCUGAGCAAGAAACCCAAAGAGAGAGAAGUCGAUUCCAAGAGCCAAAUGAUUGACGGCAUCAGCCGGCUCAUCUGCUCAGCCAAACAGCAGCAGACCAUGCUGAAAGUUUCCAUCGACGGAGUGGAAUGGAGCGACAUCAAGUUCUUUCAGCUGGCCGCCCAGUGGCCCACCCACGUCAAGCACUUCCCCGUGGGACUUUUUGGCACCAAGCCAGCCUGAAAAAGGGGGGGGGGACGGCAAGGACCACCUUCCCGCGCCCUCCUGGCUCCGUCGCAGCGCCACCCUCCAUCCGAACCAUCCACCAACCGAGAGCUGCGCUAAAGCUCCCUUCACCCGCGUCGCGUUUCCUGUGUCUCGAGAUCGGGCUUUGCUGGAGAGGGGGUGGGGUGGGGUGGGAGGGAGGGAUGGAGGGUCCCCCACCCCCCCCCCCCCCCCCAAAAAAAAAAUCAGAGGGAGGGGGGUUGUUUUCGAUCCAGCCAAGGACCUGGCCCGCCGACUGCUUUUAUAACGCGUACUGCCACAUCGUGCCCUGGGCCUCCCGUGGCCUCUCAUCCGUGCUGAGCGUGCCACCAUUCGAGAACCGAUUCUUCUGAUCACUCCAAGAUCUCUCCCGUCCACCCAUCGGACCCUGGACCACUUCUCUUCCUUGAGCUGGGUCGGCACCACGGUGCCGGAGUCUUCCAAAAGAGCUUGUCAUCCGCGGGAAAACUGUGUCUUCUCUUGUUCCAUCCCCUGCUGAGCCAUCUGACUACCCUCAAGAUGCUAUCCCAAUUAUUAUUAUUUUUUUUGUCUCGUUUCGGCUUUUGUAGAAGCACAAACACGGCAAACCCUCCCUGGCUGUUAACAGGGGACACCCUCCUCCGUAUCUCCCUCUCCGGGCAGGGAGAGUGGAAGAAACAUUCCCUCUCGUGCGAACCGGCCUCUUCCUCGCCCAACUGGAUUAGCUCCGUCUCCCCAACCACGAAAAGCAACGGAGAUCGGCAUACCCCACAGAAAAAGUGGGGUGGGAAGGAUUCUUGCCCUAGUCGGCGCAGCCCGCUAACCGCCAUCUCCGGAGUGUCACAGGGGCAUCCCAUAAUACAAAGGGCAAAAAGAGACACACACACACACACACACACACCAAUCCAAACACACUUCCUUUCUCCUGCCCCGUUCUUUUGACGUGGUCUCUUGCCGAGGAAGCCAUUCAGCAUCUCCACCUGUUUGCAAGGCGGGACCCCCAGCCUCAUUCCUGUCCCAUUGUUCCCCCCCAACAAACACACAAGGAAAGAAUCCCAAGAAUUGGCAAAAAAAACUCUGGGCGGAAUAAUUCACGCGAUCCCAAAGCCUGUUGGAUUUUCUUCGUUCAAAAGCCCUCGAUUUGGAAAGGAGGAAAAAAACAAAACAACGGAUUUUGUAGCGAGAAUGUGGUACAUCAGCCCGGCAAAUUUAGAAUAGAAAUCCUUCUACGGCCCUGCUCCAAGGGGGAAAAAAAAUCAUUUUUAAGAUCAAUGCUCCGGUGUAAAUCUGUGGAUUUAUUCACUGCUUCGCUCCGAUCCCUUCCUUCCCACGCCGUCCUUUUCACACUCCUCUAAAAACCAAAAAGCUGCAAUUCCAGGGGAUAAACAGAUGCUGUCUUAACCCCCCCUCCUUUAUUUUGUUUUAAUUUUUCCCUUUAAGCAAGCUCAGACCUCUUGAUCACCAAUAAUCAGCAAUAAAACAAAUCUGCAAUUGUUUUAUUAUUUAAUCAGCAAUAAAACAAAUCGUACCUCCUUUUUAGGGAGCUCUUCAAUAAAACCACACCGGGUGGGUUUUGUCACACCCACCCACCACCCCAACAGGGUGUGCGGCUUGCUGUCCCAGUCUUUCCCAAGUUUUCCCCCUGAUGAGAGAAUCUCAGAAUUUGGGAUUAAAAGGUUAAAAAUAAUGAGAAUAAAGAGCAGCCAGCAACAAGGUCCCGAUUAGUUAGAUCCCCUUCAAACCUUGUAGGGGAUCAGCCAUCUUAGAAAGGAUCUCAUUUCCCUGGUUUAAAUCUCAGCGUCUACAAUCCCCAUAUUUCUAUUUUUUUUUUCUUUCUUUUUUUUCUCCUCCCUGAUUUUUGCCUUCUUUUGUCGGGAGUUGGCUCACCUGUUCCAGUGGUGGGAUUCUUACCAGUUUCCCUACCUGGUUUGGGGGAUCGCGCACGUCGCACGCAGAGCUUUCCAAACACCAGCCGCGCCAAUUGGCUGAGAGGAUCAAGAAGAGGAAAAAGCACACAGGUAGGUGGAAGGGCCAAUCCUGCGCUUUUCUUCGAUCGUCGGAGCUUGCUUUUGGGCACAACCGGUAGAAUUAUUAUUAUUUUUUGGCUACCGGGUUGAUUGAACCGGUGUGAACCGUUCGCAUUUCACCAACGAUCUGUUCUCCCGCCCCAGCAGAUUUGGGGUUCCAAGGGGACGAUUAUCCCCCACCCCCCCAUGCCAUCACCAUCCCUCCCUCUAGGGCAGAGGACUUAUAUAAUUUAAGCACAAUUCUGAAUAUUCCUGCUGCUCCAGAGGGAGGCUUUGGAAAGGGGAAUUGCAUCGCCUUGCCCAAAAAUCUGGCAAGAAAAAGGAUCCGAGAAACCGUCGAGUCUCAACACCUCGCCUGCUCCAAAUCUCCAUCCGACUUCCCAGGGUUUGGAGUAUCGGAAGAAGACCCCGGUCAAAAGGCCCAUGCUCCUGAGCCUACGGACCGCCAAGCCAGCGGCCCAGAAGACUGUGAGAACGGCGGAAGAACUUCUCCCGGAACGGAAGUCAAGAGGUGGGAUGCGAUCCUAAGGGUAGUUAUGAUGGAGACCCAGGCCACUUUUCCGUUCUGCAAAAGGAGCUCAAAAAAAUGGUGGCACUCUUCCCUCUCCCCCCCCCCCCCAUUUUGGGCUGUGGGUAUCUCCAGGUUGCCCACCACAAAAACGUCCCCGCCUUGGCCUCCUCACCGCCAAGCCCCUCCCCCGUCUUGACUUACAGUGACUCCAUUCAAGGACCGCCGGUGUUUCCUUGUACGCGCUGUGUCGAAUUUGCACAUCCUUUUUGAUUUUGGGACGAUGGGGAAUUUCCAACGUGGUCUGUAUCUCGGCUA